Messenger RNA from Aspergillus thermomutatus, 2523 nucleotides. Its product is annotated as glycoside hydrolase family 92 protein. The record is from RefSeq and is a predicted model, not a curated record. Gene Ontology annotation, biological process: protein quality control for misfolded or incompletely synthesized proteins; carbohydrate metabolic process; glycoprotein catabolic process. The transcript has 7 exons. Lineage: Eukaryota; Fungi; Ascomycota; Eurotiomycetes; Eurotiales; Aspergillaceae. Gene Ontology annotation, cellular component: nucleus; cytosol. Bases 1 to 2523 code for a protein of 840 amino acids. Gene Ontology annotation, molecular function: peptide-N4-(N-acetyl-beta-glucosaminyl)asparagine amidase activity; carbohydrate binding.
AUGACUCGUUUAUCAUUGUUCCUUCUCUCUAGCAUCCCACUGGCUUUGGCCGUGACCAACUCCACGUCUCUAGACUACGAUGUUCUAGAAUAUGUCGAUCCGCUCAUAGGAAGUGCCAACGGAGGCAAUGUCUUCGCUGGUGCAUCGCUUCCGUAUGGCAUGGCCAAAUCUGUAGCCGACACGGAUUCCCAAAGCAACCAGGGGGGAUUUGCAUUUGAUGGCAGCAAUAUAACUGGUUUUUCAAGUUUACAUGAUUCAGGCACUGGAGGAAACCCAUCGCUCGGAAACUUUCCAUUGUUUCCUUAUGUCAAAUGCCGAAAUGACGAUGUCAAUGGCUGCAUUUAUCCGAAGAAACAGCGCAAGACCGGCUAUCAUGCGGACUCUGUCAAGGCUUCUCCUGGAUACUUUGGACUGACCAUGAACUCCGGCAUCAAAGUCGACAUGACCGUCUCCCAUCAUACAUCCCUGAUACGAUUUCAGUUUCCCACCGACAAUGCAUCGAGCCCGCUCAUCCUGCUAGAUCUCACAGACCUGUCGGAUUCGAGACAGGACAACGGAACAAUUUCCGUCGAUGCUUCUACCGGACGCAUGACGGGCCAUGCGCGUUUUCUGCCCAGCUUCGGAAGUGGAUCAUAUGAGCCUUACUUCUGUGUUGACUUUCAGAGCAACUCUGCCAUCCGCGAUAACGGGAUAUUUGUCAACUCACGCGCAAGCACGGACGUGAAAGAUUUGAAGAUAUCUCGGAGUAUCAAUGGAUACCCUCUUCCUGGAGGUGCCUUUGUCCGUUUUGAUGCCGCUUCGGAUAUUACCGUGCAGGCCCGAGUAGGUUUAAGCUUUAUCAGCAGUGAGCGGGCAUGCUCGAAUGCUGAAUCUGAGAUUCCGGAUUUCGAUUUUGAAGUUACACACUCAAAGGCUAUGGAGUUGUGGCGGGACAAGCUUGCCCCUAUUCGCGUGUCCAGAAGAGGCGUCAAUUCAUCUCUUCUUACAAACUUUUACAGUGGCAUCUACCGUACACUGGUCAAUCCGCAGGAUUACACUGGGGAAAACCCGCUCUGGGACAGCACUGAGCCGUACUUUGAUUCUUUUUACUGUCUGUGGGAUUCUUUCCGGUCUCAACUGCCCUUUUUGACCAUAUUCGACCCUAAGUCGCUGGCAAGAAUGGUCCGCUCGCUGAUUGAUACUCAAAAGCAUCUGGGCUGGCUCCCGGAUUGCCGCAUGUCUCUUUGCAAAGGGUACACUCAAGGAGGCUCCAACGCAGACGUGGUUCUUGCUGAUGCAUACACCAAAGGCAUUUCCGACGGCAUCGACUGGCAAGCCGGUUAUGCAGCCGUUCAGAAAGAUGCUGAGGUCGAACCGUACGACUGGUCAAACGAAGGCCGAGGUGGGCUGACCAGCUGGAAAUCGCUGAACUACAUUCCCGUCGAGGACUUUGAUUACAUUGGCUUUGGAACUAUGACGCGCAGUAUUUCCCGCACUCUGGAGUAUUCUUAUAAUGAUUUCACGAUCUCGCAAAUGGCGCAUGGCAUGAACAAAACAGACGAUGCGGAAAAGUAUGAGAGAAGCUCGGGUUCCUGGAGAAAUCUGUUUCGUGAAGACCAGACUUCGCUCAUCAAUGGUAACGAUACUGGAUUCAAGGGCUUCUUUCAGCCCCGAUACCUGAAUGGCACUUGGGGAUAUCAGGAUCCUCUGGCAUGUUCAAACAUCGACACGAGCGGGAGAGCAUGCUCGCUCCAGAACAACGCAGCAGAGACGUUUGAAUCCAGCAUCUGGGAAUACCAAUUCUUCGUCCCUCACGAUAUGGCCGCUCUCGUUGCCCUUCUUGGGGGCCCAGCCCAAUUCGUCCGACGACUCGACUAUCUCCACGAUCGAGGAAUCACCUACAUCGGCAACGAGCCAGCCUUUCUAACCGUCUUCCAAUACCACUAUGCCGGCCGGCCCGCCAAAUCAACCUCUCGCGUGCACUUCUACAUCCCCCAAUCCUUCAGCCCCACACCCGCAGGCCUCCCAGGCAACGACGACUCGGGCGCCAUGGGCUCCUUUGUCGCCAUGUCAAUGAUGGGCCUGUUCCCUAAUCCUGGACAAAGCGUGUACCUGAUCACAGCGCCAUUCUUUGAGCUCGUUCGCAUCAAGUCUCCGUUGACGGGCCGCACGGCAACAGUCCGCGCGCAGAACUUCGACCCUACGUACCAGAACAUCUACAUCCAGUCUGCGACGCUGAACGGCAAGCCGUACACAAAGAACUGGGUUGACCAUGACUUUUUCACCGAGGGAAAGAAGCUGGUGCUUGUUCUGGGUAGAAAUGAGAGUCGCUGGGGAACAGCCGAGGAGGACUUGCCACCUUCCGUGUCGACUAGGGGUACGGGGGCCUAUUCUACGGGCCUCAGGCAGAGAACGGUUGAUUUCGACUCCGCUGGAUUGGAGGUGAGGACAGUCGGCGAGUAUGGCCACGGGAGGCGAAGACAUUACUCUUUCCCGUUACCUUACCGGCAUCAUGCUGUUGGCAAGGAAUUUACCCAUCCUUAG